GUCGCGCAGGUGGUGCGCGUGAAAGGCGCGGAACAGGGCGCGCUGGCGCGUCUUGGGCCCAGCCUUGAGAAGCAGUGCCUGGCGGCUGACAGGCAGGAUCUGGCUCCCAUGGAAGGCGCAAGUGCGAUGCUGGUUUUGUUCUUUGGGCUCGCGGGCAAGCGUGGCGACUUGGACGCAUUCGCGCGCCGACUGGGGUGGGCAGCGGAGAUGCGGGACAUCGUCGACGACGCGUCAGCCUACGACCUGUCGGAUAAGUGGAUCUUCGAGGGAGGGCCAGAGGGGAAGGGCGAGGUCAGGAUGGGCGCGCUGCUGGCCGCACGGGCCGCGAAGGUUGCGAAGGGCGGAGUUCGCGACGACGCGGGGUCGGUCCGCGACCUCGACGGGGGCAUCGCCUGUGCAGCCCAGCUUCGCGAAACGAAGCUGGAUGCAAAGCAGAUCAGGCGCCGGGGGGGCGCGGCGUCGCUGGUCGGUCUCCGCCGCGCGGCGAGGGUGGUUGCCGAGCUGCCCGGGCGCGCGAAGUUGGGCGGCAUCCUCGCUCCUCUGUUCGGCGCCGGAUUCGACAGGAAGCCGCAACUGGUGCAGCUGAUCCUUCACAUGCCGUCAGGCGCUUGUUCCUCGUGUAUUCGGGGGCGCUUAAUGCAGCGGUGGGCCGCGGUGGCUGGCGACCCGGGGGCGUGCGUGCGCGAAUGGCCCCGGGGCGGCGUCGGGGCGGGCAUGGCGCUCGAUCCGUUGGGCGCGGGCGCCGUCUUCUUGCAGAUCCUUCCUGAGCAGCGGCGAGGCGCGCCUUCGGCGGUCGAUUUCGCCGACGGGGUGGGGCCGCCAGACCUGGGCCCGGAGCCCCUGGAGCAGAUCAGAUCUUUCUUAGAGGAGGCCUGGCUGGUCGAGGCGAUGCGCGAGCGGCUCUGCGAGUGGUUCGGCAAGGAGCACGCGAUCUCGAAGUUCGCAGUCAUUGAGCAGGGCGAGCAGGGAAGA
This is a messenger RNA of Prorocentrum cordatum, 972 nucleotides long. NCBI's taxonomy places the organism in Eukaryota, Dinophyceae, Prorocentrales, Prorocentraceae. The record is from the annotation of a GenBank genome assembly.